Messenger RNA from Ylistrum balloti, 1571 nucleotides. RefSeq names its product kielin/chordin-like protein. NCBI's taxonomy places the organism in Eukaryota, Metazoa, Mollusca, Bivalvia, Pectinida, Pectinidae. The transcript is spliced from 14 exons. Gene Ontology annotation, molecular function: protein binding. The record is from RefSeq and is a predicted model, not a curated record. The annotation marks the transcript as partial.
GGUGUGAACACAAAGGUGAACAGUAUCAGGAUGGUCAGCAGUGGAAGAUGGCUGCUAAUCCAUGUGUGACCUGCUCCUGUACCGCUGGACUCAUCACCUGUAUGGAGAUGCAGUGCUUCAACACCUGUGACAAUCCGGUUAAUGUUCCUGGCCAGUGUUGUCCUGUGUGUCCCUCUUGCCGGUACAAUGGUUUGCCCUACUCUGAGGGGCAAAGUUUUAGUCCUAAUGGAGAUCCAUGUGAUGUCUGUACCUGUGAAAGCGGCGGCCUGAAAUGUCACCACGAGAGCUGUCCCCAGAUCGCUAACUGUCCCGUGGAACAGCAAGUGGCACCAAGUCCAGGACAGUGCUGUCCUACCUGCUCAGGCUUCGGGACCAAUUGUACCCAAGAGACUGUUGGAGUGAGCCUCAGACCCCGGGCAUCACAAGACCCCUGUAUUGUGUGCGAGUGCUCGGCUUCCUAUCACUGGAUGUGUACCACACAAAGGUGUAACCCUGUUGCCUGUCCACCCUCUGUUCAACGUGUCCAGCCUGGACAGUGCUGUCCUCAAUGUCCAGCGUGUUACGAUACAAGAGAAGAUCGUUAUUAUGAAGAGGGAACUACCUGGGCAGACAACUCUGAUCCUUGCAUGGUGUGUCGCUGUCAGGGAGGAGAGAUCGGCUGUGUAGCAGUGGACUGUCCAAGGGUUUUCUGUCUGGAUGACCAGGUUCCACUUAGAGCUCCAGGCACCUGCUGUCCAGUCUGUCAGGAUAUUGACCGUGCUGAAUGUUUGUAUCAGGGCACUACUUACCAGACUGGUGAUGUGUGGACUAUAGAUGAGUGUACAACAUGCAGCUGUCUGGGAGGAACUGUCAGCUGUACAACAGAACAGUGUGAAUACCAGAACUGUGGGUUUGAUGCUGCUUUGACCCGUAUACCUGGCCAGUGCUGUCCCGUCUGUCAGACCAGUCCUGCUACCUGCCUUGUGUACGGUGAUCCACACUACCAAACAUUUGAUGGAGAGUCCAUCAGUUUUAUGGGAACCUGUCGCUACAUCAUGGCUGCAGACUGUGAAAAUGAUGAUUUCACAGUUGAGGUUCAACAUGAUCGUCGUUCUGCUUCCCUUGCUGUGUCCUGGGCCCAAAACUUUACAGUCAAGCUGUCUGGCUACAAAAUAGAUCUGCUCCAGGAUGGUGUUGUUAUGGUAAAUAAUCAGGUGAUUCAACCAAACUACAGACAGGGGGCAGUGUUCUCCGUGGAGGUCAAGGAUGGCACAGUGUUCCUCAACACUCAAAUAGGAAUCAAGUUGGUGUGGAAUGGAGAGAGCCAAGCAGAACUAAGCGUGCCAGGCUCAUACAAACGCAAGACUUGUGGGCUGUGUGGAAACUUCAAUGGCUAUCCUCAGGAUGACAUGCGCACUCGCUCCAAACAGAUCACAAACUCUCCAAGCAUCUUCGGCAAUAGUUGGAAGGCGGACGAUCAGACCUCGGACAACUGUGCUAAUGCUGUAGACAUAGACCCAUGUAAGGAGGUUGGCUACCGAGGAAAGCGCAUUGCUGAAACCAAAUGUGCCAUCAUCAAUGGGUUAAGAUAG